Molecule: messenger RNA, 10334 nt
Organism: Bactrocera dorsalis (oriental fruit fly)
Lineage: Eukaryota; Metazoa; Arthropoda; Insecta; Diptera; Tephritidae
Gene: kek1
Exons: 1
Coding region: 2197-5235 (1012 amino acids)
Molecular function (GO): protein binding
Source: RefSeq, a predicted model, not a curated record
CACGGUGCAUUUUGAGUUUGCGUUUAAUUCAUUUUUCUUCAGUCCACGACGAUUAACCAUGCCGAGCGGUUGGGUGUAUUCGUGAAAGCGGCGUUAUUAAGUUUUAUUGCCAAUUGUAAUGAAAUCAUUGCAUUAAAGUGAGCCAAUUAUUAAUUGCAGAAAAUUGUGAAAUCAAGUGAAGCGCACAAAAUAGCUAACGGUUGUUUAGCGCUGGCAAAAGCCUGAAGUGCCACUGUGAAAAGUUACUGGUGCUUGCGUGUAUAUGCGUUGAUCGGAUUUUCCAUGCAUGUAAACGCCAAGGAAGCUUAGUAGAAAUUUUCGUGAAUAUUCGUGUAAUUUACUGAAUGAAAUGAACGACAGCGUGUCGAAGUAAAAAAUCGUUAAAGGCGAAAUUGUGCCAAACGAAGCAAACAGCCGAAGUUGCUAAAGCAAAUAGGCUGGCAGGCUGUUAGGCAGUCCGUUAGCCAGUCAACAAGCCAGUAAAGUAACGCGCAUAGUUUUCGGAGGAUAAGUUUUGCAACACGCUCACGUUCUAGGCAACGUUGCGGCGUUCAAAGGGGGUGUAAAAAUUUCACAUCCUUCACCCAAGCACUGUGCGUGUGUGUUUGUGUCUCGAACUACUAGUGGCUAGCAUGCUAGGAAUAUCAUAUACAAAAAACAACAACAAAUUAAGUGAAAUACGAAAUCGCGUGCUAUUGACCAGCGCAUGUCAUAAAAAAAAAAUUGAGAUUCGCACGUGCUACAACAACAAUCGUUAAAGGAAGUGCGUACCCAAAAGUUCGAUAUUUGUACUUGAACUGCCGAAAAUAGCCAAGUGCUGUUAGCAGGAGUGUUAAAUUUAGUCGGUUCAUGCAAAUUUAUACCGUGGCGCGAAAUCUGAACGCCCCAAUGUUUGUGCUGCUAGAAACCGUUAAUUGCUGCGAAACAUGAAAUUCGCAAGUUAAUACAUUGACGGACUCUACGCCACACACUUAUGCGGACCAGUGACCAAAAUUGUGUUGUACACGUGCAAGGCACGUCACUCACGAAUCCUGCGAGACUAAUCAAUUUCACAAAACAUUUGCCCCAAACGAAAAUAUAGCAAAAAAUUCUAUGAAGAAAAAUCGUGAAAAUAAAAAUGAAAAUGAAAUGUGUGAAAAUCAUGUUGAACGCCUAUAAAAUCAGACGGAUUAUGGCCAUUGUGCAAAGCGACGAGCGCCAGACACUCCACUCAUGAAAAAUACACACACCCCCAACACUCACACACGCCUUAACACACACAUACAUCAUUGUAGGCCUAAAAUUGGCUAAAAUCUAAACAAAAGUGAAACCGCAAAGCAAAGCAAUAAAAAUUAAGCCGAAAGGUGGUGCGAAGGACACGCGCGAAACGCAAGAACGCGUGCUUUGUGUUAAUUAAAAAAGUUGAGAGGUCAAAGUCUGUGUGUGCAAAGAAAAUACAAGCGACACUCGCGGGCUUAACUCAAGCAAUAACAACAACUACGCGCCGCAGACACAGCAAUCCUUUCGCGUGAGCAGCGGAAUUUAAAGCGAAGCGACAAAGCAUAAAAGGACUGCAAAUGACGCAUAGCUCAGCGUCAGCAGCUUCGAUUUUGUUUGCCCGCUGUGUCAAACUUUCGUUUUGGUUUGAAGCCUUGUGGCAGAUGCCGCAUAUUCCACGGGCGUAUUAAGAUCAACAACUGGAACCGCGAUAAAGUGUUUGUGAUAGACAAGCGAAGCAAAGUUUUACAAAUUCUCCACUUUUUCGAAAUCGAAAUAUUUUCUAAAUUAUUUUCUCGCUUAAAACUCGCGUAAACCCAAUUGCGUGACGAAUAUUGUGAAUGAAAAAUAUUAAUAAUUAAUUAAUCUCCAACUUGUAGGAGACAGAGUGACCGACUUGCCGCUUCUUGAGCACGCAAGCAAGGCACUGAAAAAGAAAUAUCAACAUAUCCAAAAAACUAAACAAUUAGAGAGAAAUAAUAAUUUCCAUUUGAGGUUAGAAAUAAACAUAAACACAUAUCCUGCAUACUUAAAUGUGCGCGGCGAACACAAUUGCAAGAAGGACUCAUGACACGCGAGCACAAGCAAGUGAAAUUCGAUACAUAUUAUCAUAUACGUUCCAAAGAGAGACAAGUCAUGCAUCCACGUGCAUAAAAAAUACCUAAACUCACAUAUCUAACACAAAUAACAACUAAGGCAGCGCCUAAAACAACAGAAAUCAUGCAAAAUCGACAGCGACAACAGUGUACCACCUGCCACUGCAGUCGCCGGCAGCAGCGCACAACGCUUCAACAACACCACCACCAACAUCAAUACACACGACAGCCGCAAGGUCGGCUCAAAUUUCGCACAACAACACGCCUGCUGCCACCACUGUGGCCGUUACUCCUCUCCUUACUGCUGCUGACCAGCCAGCCACGCAGUUCGCUAGCCACACGCUUUAACCGCCAAAGUCAGGGCCACAUUUCGUACGGCGCCGCAAGUGGCGCCAAUAGCCUGCCCUCGCCACACUUUCCACUCGAUGCCAAUAGUGCGUACGCGAGCAGCGGUGCCGCAGCCGGCAAGCAUCACGCCAACAUGAACAAUGAUGUUUACUCGGUGGCCGACAGUCAGGCCAUGACCGAUGAUUAUAUGGCGCAAUUUGGCAAGCCACCUGCGUCACCACCACCACCGAUAAUACCACCAUAUCUGACGCACACGCAUUCGACGUCCGCCGACAACACGCUAAUCGUGCACCACCAACCGCAUCUGAGCAGCUGUCAGACGGUGUGCGCGUGCAAGUGGAAGGGCGGCAAACAGACGGUGGAGUGUAUCGAUCGGCAGCUCAUACAGAUACCCGAGAACAUUGAUCCGUCAACACAGGUGCUGGACAUGUCGGGCAAUAAGUUGCAGACGCUGUCGAAUGAGAAAUUCAUACGCGCCAAUUUGCUGAACUUGCAGAAGUUGUAUUUGCGCAGCUGCAAAAUUGGUGAAAUCGAACCGGAAACGUUUAAGGGACUUACCAAUCUCGUCGAACUGGACUUGUCGCAUAAUUUGCUGGUUGUCGUGCCCUCGCUGGCGCUCAGCUACAUCUCAUCGCUGCGUGAACUGACGCUGGCUUCCAAUCAUAUACACAAGAUCGAGUCAAACUCGUUCGCCAGCACGCCGUCAUUGCACAAGCUUGAUCUGUCGCACUGUGACAUUCAGUCCAUAGCACCGCUUGCUUUCGAUGGUUUGGAGGGUUUAACUUUGCUGCGUCUAAACGGCAACAAGCUGGGUGUAUUGCAGCCGCGCACCAUCGAAACACUGAGCAAAUUGCAUGGCAUCGAACUGCAUGAUAAUCCAUGGCUCUGUGACUGUCGCAUGCGAGAUGCAAAGCUGUGGCUGACCCAAAAGAACAUACCAUAUCCCGUGGCGCCGUUAUGUGCCGGAGGGCCCGAGCGUGUCGUCGAUCGCACCUUCUCCGAGCUGCAGGUGGAGGACUUUGCUUGUCGACCGGAAAUGUUGCCUAUCAGCCAUUAUGUGGAGGCGACUAUGGGCGAGAACGCUUCGGUGGUAUGUCGCGCUAAAGCCAUACCUGCGGCCGUGAUAAAUUGGUAUUGGAAUGGCAGACUAUUGUCAAAUAACAGCGCGUUCAGUUCUUAUCAACGUGUACACAUCUACGAGAAUGGCCACUUUGAGAAGCAUUCGCGGUUGGUGCUCACCAAUGCGCAGGAAACAGAUUCCAGUGAAUUUUACUGCGUGGCGGAGAAUCGUGCGGGCACAGCCGAGGCCAACUUCACGCUGCAUGUAAGUAUGCGUGCCGCAGGCAUGGCAUCACUCGGAAGUGGUCAAAUUGUGGGCCUCAGUGCUGCUUUGGUAGUUUUAAUUGUAUGCAUUUUGCUGGCGGUCAUGUUUCUGCUGAUGCGUGUCAAGCGCCAACCGUACACUGAAAGCAAAACGCCCAACCACAUGGAAGUGGUGACCAGCGUCAACCAUCAAAACUCCAUAACGAACAAAACUCAACCCAUUACCGGAAAUGGCAGCAUAGGCGGCGUCGUCAUAGCCAACGGCGCAAUACCGAACUGUAUAGACACUUCAGGUACGCUAGAACGGAAGGGUAGCGCAGCGAUGUCCGCGAAUGAGGGUGGCUUCACCAAUCCUGUGCAGAAACCGCCACGCCUCACGGACUUGCCAUACUCAGCCACUGGCUACGACAACAACGGCAGUGCGUUGUCAACAGCGCCAUGCUACCUUUCGCCCACAGCAUCGGCUGGCAACAACCCAGAUCUCAUUAAUGACACAAAACGUUUCGGUAGCGAUGAGUUUGCCGAUCUGAAAAUACCUGCGAUACUAACUGCUAAUUUGGGCACCGAACUGGGCAACUCUAGUGGCGAAUACAGUCGCGCUGGUGGUUGCGACUCACUCUAUCCCUCUGGAUUGUGGGAGAAUACGCCAGCGGGCACCUCUUCCGCGGACGAUCUCUUCAUGAAGCGCUACACCGACAAAACGCCUAUCAUUGAGUCGAACCAACUGUACGAUCUGCAUGAGCGAACCGUCGACUACUUUAGCAAAACAUUUCCACGUACGCACUACAACAACUUGCAGCUAGCCGGAGGUUGUGCGUCUACCAACGGCAGUAAUGGUGGUGGUGUCGGCGGCAUGUUGCACAAUCCGUCCACGUCAUCGGCAGCGCUGCUGCACAACUCGAACGGUGGCAUGGGCGGCACCCACUCGACCGCCUCAACAACCACCACCAAUCUCUCAGGCUCAUCCAGCGCGUACGUGGGCGGCGGCUACCCCAACGACUACGGCCUACCACUGGUGCCUGGCGCCGAACACCAACACAACCAUCACCUGCAAAUGCACCCACUACAACAACUGCAACAGCAUAUGACGGCAGCAGUGGCGAGUCAACACGGCCUCGGUGGCAGCGCCAGCGCCAGCGGCAACAGCAGCAACCACAGCAGUCCACACUUCAGCAGCAGAACACUGCCACGCCUGCACGAGCAUAGCGGCAGUGGCAGCAGCAGCAGCGGCGCCGGACUAAGCAGCUCCAGAUCCUCGCCCACACCGGCGACGACCGCAGUGGCGGUGACGGUGACGCAAAACGGCACGGGCCAAGCGCACACUUCAAUUCUGCCGAACGGACAACCGGUGAACGCCAAGACAAUACGCGUGUGGCAGAAGGGUGGCGUGCCAGUGCUGCCACCGGUGACGGCGCUGAAGCGCGCGCUGACGAGCAGCAGCCGCAACUCACCGGACGAGGGCUACCAGGAGGGCUGCGGCACUGACGUGUAAAACGAGCCAGCGACUAGCAACAGCGAGACGUUCCUUACAUUAUAGGCGCAAAGGUACUUGGUGGAGUGCGACGACGACACAAACUUUUUGAUUUUCGAUAUAAGUUUUGUAUAUUUUUGUAAAUUUAGCAAUUAGUUUAUGCUUAAGUUGUUGAAUUUAAGUGAAUUUAAGUGAGUUUUUGCACAGCUGUACGCAAGGCGCGUCAAAUAGUUUUUAAUUCAUUUUUUUUUUUUUACUAAUUUACUUUCUAUAUAAAAGAGGAACAAUUUCGCACAUCCAUACUAAUACUAAUACUAAUACAAUUGACUGCAAACGAGGAGAGAAUGACGACGAUUAGAUUUUUGUACUGAGCAGCUGCGCUCCGCACUUGGCCGUUUGUGAGGCUGACGGAGCGCGGACCUGCAUAACUACUACUACUGCAGUUCGCCAGUGGUAAUAAACGUGAAUGUGAUAGUGUUUGAGUAAUUCAUAACUAAAGAUAAUAAUUGAAAAUUGUGUAGAAGGAUGAAACUUUUCAUUUAAUAUAAAUAUAUAUAUAUAUAUAAUAUAAUAGAUGCAUAAGUCACAAGAUAAAUGAAUUUCGAAUGCAUAACUACAAGUAUACUUUUAGGGUUAAUGUAAAUAAUUACUAACAGCUAAAAUCGUAAGAGCAGCACUUAGUUAAGUACCAAAUAAAAAGUAAAAAUAAGUGACAAUUAAAAGCAGUCACAGUGUUUCAAAGUUGUGAGAAAAAACAAAAAAUACGAAAGUUAAAAAAAUAUAUUUGUGUAAAUGAAAAUUCAAUGGUAAACACUGUUCGAAAAAAGUCGCCGCAAACUGACUGCAAGUGGUGCAUAAUAUUGAAAAAGUAAAUAUUUGGCGCGCAGUUGGAAAUAUUCAUGUGGCAACUGAAAUUCGGGAGUCCAUUGAGCGCGCCUAAAAUGCGGCAAGUAAACUUUCGGCAAUGUUUGCGCUAAAUGUUCGUGUGGUGUUGCAAGCAACCAAAGUCCGAAGCGCACUGUAAGUUGGAAAACAAUUAAUUUUGCAAUCAAAGUACUUUUGUUGCUUCAUUGUUUGCAUUUUAUUUGCAUACUUUCCCAACAAACUUUUACAGAUUUCUGCAUUUUUUGUAUUCUUUUUUUGUUUUACAUUACAUAAUGAGCACGGGGCCAGUCUUUGAAUUUCAGACUACAGACCAAUGAUAAGUGAAUUUGUUUAGCGUUACUUUAGGUAGCGGAAAUAAUUCAUGUUUACAAAGCGGUGGACAUAAUGUUAUUCAUAUUCGGAAGUUCAAGUUGAAAACAGCAGUUUUUUGUUUACGGCAUAAUUGAUAAUACUUGAAGGGAGUUUUGGACAGUUUAAAGCUUUUUGAUACAAUUGGUAUAUUCUAAAAAUUAAAGCUCCACGAAACGUUGUAUAAAACUAUGCAAUAUAUAAAUUGUUUGUCCCUGAAAUCUCUUAGGUUUCGAAGCCAUAAUGUCCAAGUAUAGUAUACAGUUGCUCAAAUACUUAAGUAUUUAGUGGAAUUAACGGGCCCUGAUAGCGUGAGAAGAUACCAUAUCCCAACUGUUUUAGUUCCUAUUUUUAAGCUAAUGAAUAAUAAUAACUUAAAUUUUAACGUGUCUGUACCAGAAAUUUCACAUAUUGAGCGAGUGGCUCCCAAUUAAAGGGAGUUAUGUCAGAAACAGCUGCUUUUAAAGAAAAAAGAUAGGAAAAUUCAUAACUAAAAAUGUUUAAAAAGGGCAGAAAUAUUUUCAAUAUACAAUUAUUCAUAACAAUAUUUUAAAAUUACGCCACUUUAUUCCUAGCUUUUAUACUAAUUAGCAGUUAAAACUUCGCCCAAAAAAUGUGAUAAAAUGUUUACUUUAGCGGCACAAAUAACCUUUUAUUUCCUCAAAAAAAACAAAAAUAAAAACUUUAGGUAUGCAAUUUCAAUAUGUCGUCACCUAAAAUGCAAUACAACGUAUUAUGAUUAAAAUUGAAAUGCGUUGUCAGAUAUAAUAACCAAUAUAUAACCAUUUUAUAACCAAAACUCAAAUUUUGUUGCAAUAUUAGUGGUGUCUAUUAUAUUGUUUUUCCUUCGCCUGUAAACUUAUGAAGAAAUAUAACCAAUAUAUAACCAUUUGAUAACCAAUAUAUAACCAUUUUAUAACCAAAAUUCAAAUUUUUUUUUCAAUUUGAGUGGUUUUCAUUAUAACGUUUUUCCUUCGCCUGAAAACUUAUGAAAAAAGAUAACCAAUAUAUAACCACUUGAUAACCAAUAUAUAACCUUUUUAUAACCAAAACUCAAAUUUUGUUUCAAUAUGAGUGGUUUCCAUUAUAAUGUUUUUCCUUCGCCUGUAAACUUAUGAAAAAAAUGUUACGUUAGUUUGCAUUUUGGUGACGAUUUGUACCUCAAACUGUCCGUUGUUGAGUCACUUUUUAAAAAAAUGAUUAUAACUCAACCAAAUACUUUAUGUAAAACUUUAAUUUGCUUUGAUUAUUAAAAAAAAAAAUAUUUCACUAAAAUUGUAAUAAUAUUACAACUGUUUUUAAACCCGAACGCUCACUUGUCUCCUACCAUUAGUAUUAUAGUAAACUUUUACAAGUUUCUUAAUCGAAUUAGCUUUCGAAUAUGAAUAUGAAUAGCUUUCACAUCUUUUGUCAUGAAAGUUCUGAAAGCUUUUACUUAUCAUUGGUAAUCGACGCUGUUGAACUUUUCUUUCACUUACACUUUAAAUACUGCCGAAUUGGAUUACUAUUACAACUAAGUAGACUAACCAUUAGUAGACAUGUGUAAGAUGAAGUUUACAGUUACACAAACCCAAUACCAGUGUUUAAAUGUAAGCGUUAUGAAAAGUAGGAGCAUUACUCGUAAGCGUGGCGGACUGUUGAAAAGUAAACAAAUUAAAUCUAAAACUCGGCUCUUUUUAUACUUUUUUACACUCUUUCGAGAGUAAGCACAGCGCUGUAAUUUAAUUAAAGCGAAGAUAGUUUGUUUCAUUUUUUAUUAAAUAAAUAGUUUCAAAGUUGACGAACAAACAGGAAAAGUAUGAAAAGCAGCGCAGUUUAGGGAAACAUGCACAUACACACAGAGACAAAUUCAUGGAAAAAUCCACUUUAAACAUAACUAGAGACAGACAUACAUACAUUUCAGCAGGUGAAUAUACGAAAUUUACACACGCAACUGUAUGCAAGUUAGAAUGAGAAGUUGAGCAAAGUAAAAACACAAAAGAGAAGAUAAAAUGUAUAAAAUAAAAUAUUUUUAUAGCAUACUUAGUACUUGAAAGCAGAUAGUGUAAUAAUAAUAACACAGAACGGUAUAAGUGCGUGCUUUGGCCAACGCAAGUGAGGCAUGUGUGUGUGAAAAAGAAGCAACAGAAAUUCGAAAGCAGGAAACUUGAGUAUGCCGCAGCGUUGUAGAGUAAGGAAGAGUAAGCGUGGCUUGUGUCUUAAGCACAGCAAAUGUUAGUUUAGCUUUGUGUCGAUUGAAAGCCAGAGCACAAUGCGAGACUGACGCACACAAACUCACACUUGUAGUCAAGCAAAGCGAUAGGCAGGUGUGCGUGUGUGUAUGCAUGGAACAUAUGAAAUGGAAACCGCAAGAAUUUAUGGCUCAGUGCAAGAAAUCGAGCAGAGUUUAGGCAAUAACCGUAAAUAAAAAUACGACAUACAGACCGCACAGACAUCGACCAACAGCUACAAAGUCAGACCUAAACGAAAUUUGCAUACGAAAAUGUAAAUAAAAUAAAAUAUCAUGCAUCAAAUUCAUUUACACACCAACACACAAAUGCCCACUGUACAACAAAAAAGCAAAAACAAAGAAAAAUGCAAACAAAUAUGCCUGCAAAUCCUUGCGGACUUAGAACUACAUUUCAAGCCGCAGCUGCCGAAAUUCCUUGAAAGCUAACGAAUAUUAUUGUAAAGUUGCCCACAUUGGAAUGUGUCAUGCGUGUAAAUUGAAAGCGAAACCAUAAAACUAAAAUCAAUUCAUAGACUUAUGUGCUUGGGACAAAUCCGAAAAGCACCACAAAUGAAAUAAGUAAUUAUUGUGUCACGAUAAAUACCCCCCCUCAGUGUAUAAACUCCGAGCAAAUGUGUGUAUAAAAGUAAAACAAAAAAAUAUUAAGAAAUCACAUUCCUUGCGCUCAAAAAAUGGUUACAAAAGUAUAACAAUAAUUUCAAAAGUUACGUAAUCAAAUAAAAUCAAUACACCUGUAAGCAGUUGAUAGUCAAUAUGCGUUUGUAAAUACUCAUGAAUGUAAAGUAAAAUUGCUGUGCUCCCGCUAAAGCGCUCAUUUGUACAUACAAACACACACACACAUCCACACAUAGACCCCGAAAUAUAUUUUCCCAAACGUUUGAAGCAUGUAAAUUUGUAAUAAUAUGUUUUCGCGUGCUAUCGACGUCGUCAGUUGUAGGUGACCAACGUCACUGUAAAUUGUAUCAUAAGCAAGCGUGUUUGGCGAAGCAUCAAAACAACUACUAAAUAUAAACGAACGAUACAAAUAGCAACUACAAACACAACAAAAAUGCAAGUUUCAUGCCAAUGUGGCGCCACAGCACACAACAAACACUGCAACUCGUGACAGAAUGGCGCCUGAAAGUAGGCUAGCCAGGAGCCUGCAACUCCAGCUUCACACGAGCAUGCAAACCCACACACACAUAUCCACACUCACAUAUCAACACUCACAUAUUAAUACUCGUAUCGCUGUUGGGUAAAAGCAGCGGAACACUAGCGCAUACACACACACACAAAUACACUCAUACAUAUACCGCAACUUAUAUCAUUCAUGCAUAUGUAAGUAAGAAACCAUUAAGGACUAAUAAUCUAGUUUAUAGUAGCUGUUUAAGUCUAUAUUAUAUACGUAUAUGUAUAUGUAAAAAGUAAAUGCGAAAAUUAAACAUUAUGUGUAUGUAUUUAUGCAUCUGUAUUUGUAACUGUAUGGUAAACCAAAGACUUUUUUCUUUGAAAUAAAAACCUAAAACAAUAAGUAAACGAAACAAAAACAAAAUAUGUAUAAUGAAAGAAAAUUACACAAACCACACGAGGGAAAUGCGAAUUAAAAUAAAAACAGAAAGCAUUAACGUAUAUAUAUGAGCUGUAAAUCCCAUAUAUAUAGGAGAAUAUAAAAAAAUAA